AUGGGUAUCUCAGGCCUUUUGCCUCUGCUGAAGGAGGCUCAGGAGCCUGGUCACAUCAGGGAUUUCGCCGGAAAGAGGCUUGCCGUCGACGCCUACGUCUGGCUUCACAAGGGAGCCUUCGGGUGCGCCGAGGACCUCGUCAAGGGCAAGAAGACAGUCGCGUUCGUCAAGUACGCCAUCCAGCGCGUCCGCAUGCUCCGCAUGAACAACGUCGAGCCCCUCAUUGUGUUCGACGGUGGACCGCUUCCAGCCAAGAAGGGCACUGAAGACUCGCGAGCCAAGUCUCGAGCAGACCACAUGGCGAGAGCGCUUGCGUUAGAGGCGCAAGGACGGCUGAAAGACGCACGUGACUGUUACACCAAGUGUAUCGACAUCACGCCGGAAAUGGCGUACCAGCUGAUCAAGGUCGAGAACGUCGACUACAUUGUCGCUCCUUACGAGGCCGACGCGCAGCUGUGCUUUCUCGAGAAGGAAGGCUACGUUGACGGCAUCAUCACGGAGGACUCCGACCUGCUCGUGUUCGGAUGCAAGACGGUCGUAUUCAAGAUGGACAAGGAUGGCAACUGCGUAUACGUCAAGAGGACGAAUAUCGCAACUGUACGCGACUUGCCCAUGCAUGGGUGGACGGAUACGCAGUUCAGACGCAUGGCGGUGAGCUCAAUAGUGCGGAUGCAAGCUAACCAACAGAUGCUGUCAGGCUGCGACUACCUGCCUUCCAUCGUUGGCAUCGGACUGAAGAAAGCCCACCGCCUGCUGCGGCGCUUGAAGACGGUUGAGAGGGUCAUUCAGAGUAUACGUCUCGACGGAGCGCACUUAGUACCCGACGGCUACAUUGAGGCGUUCAACCAGGCAGAGCUCGCUUUCCUGCAUCAGAGGGUGUACUGCCCGCACGAGAAGCGGCUCGUUCCUCUGUGCGAGUUCCCCGCUUCAGGUCUCAGCGGCGACGAUGAGAAGUGGAUCGGUCUCGACGUCGAGCCAAUGGUGGCGCAGGGCAUGGCCUUGGGAGAUCUCCACCCCGAGUCGCGGAAGCCGAUAGAGGAUUUGUGGCCAAACUUCGACGGCAAGAUCGAUAUCAGGGACAGCAAGCCCAGUGCUCCUACUGAUGCUCGGCCAACGGGAACGUUGGAAACGUUCGGAUUCUCCAUCCAAAGGUCAGAGUCAGCUCGCAUCGCCCCCGCCGUGGGUCGCGUCGGGAGCUUCUCGUCUGGCCCGAAGUCUCUGUCUCAGCUUGGGGGCACCCGCAAACCGCCGACUCGUAGCGAGUCGCAGCCCACCGCCAAGAGCGGCACCGCCAGCAAGUACUUCUCCCUCUCGCACGAGAAGGAGAACCACCUGGACAUUCACGACGAGGAGAUGCCCGACGUCGAGUCACAGCACGAGGAGACACUGCGAUCGCCGACUCCAGAGGUCAAUCGAUCUUCGUCACCGUUCGCCUCCCCUCCUUUCGCAGAGGAGGCUAAAUCCCCAUCGCCGAUCCGCAUGUCCUCUCCGACAUCGCACAUCUCAUCGCCGAGCACCACCCCGUACAAAGGGAUCCCAUUCUCUUCUCCGAUCGAGAAUCAAGCCGAGCAAUGGGGUCGGCCUCCGUCACCAGCACCGACCGAGCGCUCCGAGCCGCCCUCCCCUACCCCCACGAAGCGUGUGUUGGUCGCUGCUUCGUCUCAGUACUCUGAAGCACCGCACCUCGCGUUACCGCCCUCAGAUCGGUCGACGCCUUCUCGUUCCCAUAAGAUCAACGUCCUCGUCCCAGCCUCAUCGGGAGCUACUGCACUCGGUGCCGUAUUCUCCUCCGACUCAGUGGUCGAAGAGGAGAUAGUGACUCCCACACAGGCCGAGCAGAAGAAAUCGAAGAGGAAGCGAACUGUCGUGGUCGAGGACGAGCAAACUGAUGAAGAGAGAGCCGCCCAGCGGAGGGCUACGAUCGUCGCGGCGGGGUGGAGGGCCAGGUACUCCUUCGGUUCGGCGUCGUCCUCGUCACCCGCCUCCUCGUCCACUGCGCCGCAACCCAAAGCGGCUAGGGUUGCGCCAAUUCCGAGAACGACAAAGGUCCCUCUCACAUCGACCCUGGGUGUGCUGGCGUCCAAGGACAUGAACGUAGCGGACGAACCGCCGCAUCUGAAAGGUCCAGACGCGUCGAAGCGUGCACCUUUCGUCAAACCUGCUCAGCCGACGAAGCCAAAAUCUCAUGGCAUGACAUGCGCGGCGCUGCAAAAGUUCAGGUUCACCCGGUAA
This is a messenger RNA of Trichosporon asahii var. asahii CBS 2479, 2232 nucleotides long. RefSeq lists its product as uncharacterized. The coding region runs from base 1 to 2232 and encodes 743 amino acids. Lineage: Eukaryota; Fungi; Basidiomycota; Tremellomycetes; Trichosporonales; Trichosporonaceae. Gene Ontology annotation, molecular function: 5'-flap endonuclease activity; metal ion binding; 5'-3' DNA exonuclease activity. The record is from RefSeq and is a predicted model, not a curated record. The transcript is spliced from 5 exons.